AUGUACAGUUCUAUAGGACGCGCGGGGCGCAUGAAGCCUCGGCUCGCUAAGCAAUUUCUAAAAAAGAUCCGCUUCAAAGGGGACACGAUAUGCCCGAACGGCAUGUUCCGGUGCCCCGAGGGCAAGUGCAUCCCCUCGCUGUGGCUGUGCAACUACCAAAGUGACUGUGCCAAGGGGGAGGACGAAUUCCAAGCAUGCCCCCCCCCGGAGUGCGAGCCGGGCCAGCUGACUUGUGGCCAGUACGUGUUCAACAAGACUUACUGCAUCCCGCCCCACUACCGAUGCGACAUGCACGUUGACUGCGUGGACGGGACCGACGAGGCAGACUGCACAUACCGCAAGUGCCAGACUGAUGACUUCCAAUGCGGCGCCGAGAGCACGAGCUCCAGCAAGCUCGCCUCUCAGGGCCUCUGCAUACCCAAGGAGAAGAAAUGUGACGGAUACCUGGACUGCCGGACGGGCAAGGAUGAGCAGGAUUGUCCCGGGCAGACGCUGUCCUGCCGCCUGGACCAGUUCCGCUGCGCCAACGGGGAGAAGUGCGUGGACGCUUCCGUCAAGUGUGACCACACUGACGACUGUGGCGACAACUCUGACGAGGCGCAUUGCAGCUUCCCGCCGUGCCACAUCGGGCAGUUCCGCUGCAGCAACGCGCUGUGCAUCCCCGCCACGUACCAGUGCGACGGGUACCGCGACUGCGGCGACGGCUCGGACGAGGCCAACUGCACGGCCAUCGCGUGCCCCGACAAUAAGUACCUGUGCCCGCGCGGCGCGCCCGGCGGCCUGCACAAGUGCAUCGCGCGCUCCCGCCUCUGCGACGGCAAGCGCGACUGCGAGGACGGCGCCGACGAGGAGUCCGCCUGCUCGACGUCCUCGUGCCCGGCGCUGGAGUGCGAGUACAAGUGCGUGGCGUCGCCGAACGGGGGCGCGUGCUCGUGCGCGGCCGGCCUGGCGCUGGCCGCCGACGGCCGCUCCUGCGCCGACCGCGACGAGUGCCACGACUGGGGGCCCUGCCACCAGCUCUGCGUCAACACCCCCGGAUCGUACUCGUGCGCGUGCGCGCCCGGCUACCAGCUGGAGGGGUCGGGGCGGUGCGAGGCGCGCGGCGCCGGCGCCUGGCUGGCGCUGGCGCACGCGCGCGGCCUCCUGCGGCUGGACGCGCUCUCGCACGGGCCGGCCGCGCCGCCGCCGCCGCUGCUGCUGGCCAACGCCACGGGCGCCGCCGGCAUCGACUUCCACUACCGCCGCAACAUGCUCUACUGGUCCGACCUCAAGACCCGCAAGAUCCACUCGCAGCCGCUGAACGCGCCGGCCGGCAUCAGCACGGCGUACGGCGCGGACAUCUCGCUGGCGGGCUCGUGGGCGCCGGUGGCGCUGGCUGUGGACUGGGUGGGCGACAAGCUGUACGUGGCCGACUCGCUCGGCCAGAAGGUGGACGUGUUCGAGCUGGACGGCCGCUGGCACGCCGUGGCCUUGGCCUCCAACCUCUCCAGCCCCAGCGACCUGGCGCUCGACCCCACGCUCGGCCUCAUGUUCAUCGCCGACAGCAGCCAGAUCAUUCGUGCAAACAUGGACGGAACUCACGCCAGAUCAAUAGUAUCAGAGGCAACGUAUAAGGCGUCGGGAAUAGCGGUAGACACAAUUGCAAGAAGAAUAUUUUGGUGUGACUCUCUCCUCGAUUACAUUGAAACAGUCGACUACGACGGAAACCACAGAUUUCUCGUCAUCAGAGGUCAACAAGUGCCGAGUCCAUCCAGACUGGCCCUAUUCGAAGACCGAGUCUUCUGGUCGGAUAGCACCAAGCAAGGCAUCAGCUCUGUGAGCAAGUACGAGGGAGCCAGCAGCAUACAGGCGAUAUACAAAAUGAAGGACAUUAUCAGCCCGAAAGCCGUCACAGUGGUGCAUUCGUUGAAGCAAACGUCCGUGAACAAUCCUUGCGGCAACACCAACGGCGGCUGCUCGCAGAUGUGCAUCGUCACUGCGCUACCGAAUGGGGGCUUAGGUUAUCGCUGUGCGUGUAACAUUGGCUACAGACUGGAAACCGAUUUGAGAAACUGCGACCUCGUCAACGAGUUCCUGAUGUAUUCCCAGCAGAGAUUCAUCAAAGGGAAAGUUCUCAAUCCCGUGAUUGAGGGCUUCAGCGAAGCGAUCCUGCCCAUAGUCUCGAGACGCGCCCGAUUCGUCGGUCUCGACUUUGAUGCACGCGAUGAACACAUUUACUACUCGGACGUUUUACAAGACGUAAUCUACAGGGUUCACAGGAACGGUACAACCAAAGAAAUAGUCUUAGCAUCACAGAACGAGGGCGUCGAGGGCCUAGCUGUGGACUGGGCCUCGAAGAAUCUGUACUACAUCGAUUCCAGGAAAGGAACUCUGAAUGUGUUAUCGACAAGGAAUGUGAGUUACAAAAGGACUCUACUGAAGGAUCUGAAACGACCACGCGCUAUCGUCGUCCAUCCGAACAAGGGGUUCAUCUUUUUUUCGGAAUGGGACCGUCCGGCCAACAUCAGCCGAGCGAACACCGACGGAACCGGUCUACUGGUCUUCGAGAACGUCACGUUGGGCUGGCCCAACGGACUGUCGAUCGACUUCGACGCAGACAGGCUCUAUUGGUGCGACGCUCUACUUGACCACGUGCAGCACUCGAAACUGGACGGCACCGACGUGAACACCAUCAAUUCCCGUCUGAUAAGGCAUCCGUUCUCCAUCGUCAUCCACAAGGAGUUCAUGUACAUAACCGACUGGAGGCUCGACGCCAUCGUUCGGUUGCACAAGCUGACCGGUGAACAGGAGGACAUAAUGGUCAGGGAGCCGCAGACGAACCGCCUCUACGGCGUGAAGGUCUAUAGCGAGCACGUGCAGAAGAUCGACCCGAUGCAGCCGUGCGCCCGCAACAACGGCAACUGCCAGAAGCUGUGCUUCGCCGUGCCCAGGAACAACACGGAGCUGCUGACGGUGAAGUGCGGCUGCCCGUACGGGGAGAAGCUGGCGGCGGACAGCACCAGCUGCGUGGCUGACCCGAGCGCCGAGCCGCCGCUGCAGGCCUGCCCCAACUCCUGGGACUUCACCUGCAACAACCAGCGCUGCAUCCCCAAGAGCUGGGUGUGCGACGGCGACGACGACUGCUUGGACAACAGCGACGAGGAGCAAAACUGCACCAAGACGACGUGCGGCGCGUCGGAGUUCAUGUGCAAGUCGGGGCGCUGCGUGCCGGCCACGUUCGUGUGCGACUCGGAGAACGACUGCGGCGACUUCUCGGACGAGACGGGCUGCGUGAACGCCACCUGCGGCGCCUCGCAGUUCCAGUGCGACAACGGCCGCUGCGUGCCCGCCACCUGGAAGUGCGACUCGGAGAACGACUGCGGCGACGGCUCCGACGAGGGCGCGCACUGCGCCGAGAAGACCUGCGCCUACUUCCAGUUCACGUGCCCGCGCACCGGCCACUGCAUCCCCGCCUCGUGGGUGUGCGACGGCGACGACGACUGCUUCGACAAGCAGGACGAGGCCGACUGCCCGCCCGUCUCCUGCCUCGCCAGCCAGUUCAAGUGCGCCGACCUCAAGCAGUGCGUGCAGGAGGCGUACAAGUGCGACGGCAUCCCGGACUGCAACGACGGCAGCGACGAGGCGGGCUGCCCCGCGCUGGCGCCGCACCAGUGCGCGCCCGACAAGCAGGUGCAGUGCCGCUCCUCCGGCAUCUGCAUCCCGCGCACCUGGUACUGCGACGGCACGCCCGACUGCGAGGACCUGUCGGACGAGCCGGCGGCGUGCGGCGCCGUGGCGUGCGGCGCGCACCACUUCCGCUGCGCCAACGGCCGCUGCGUCUUCAAGGCGGCCGUGUGCGACGGCCGCGACGACUGCGGCGACGGCUCCGACGAGGGGCAGCGCCACGCCUGCGCCCCGCCCCCGCCCAGGUGCCUCUCUGGUCAAUGGUCGUGUCCAGGGAUCACAGGUCGCUGUGUAAAUCUCACGCAAGUAUGCGACAACAAGUUCGAUUGCCCGAAUGGAGCCGACGAAGGUGCAAGUUGUGACUUUGCGGAAUGCGAACACCAAAGCGGUCUCUGUUCCAACGGCUGCAAGCAAACGCCCAACGGUCCCCUCUGCCUCUGCCCGGUGGGCGAGGAGUUGGACGCCGACGGCUUCACGUGCAAGGACAUGAACGAGUGCGAACCGCCCGGUCUCUGCUCCCAAUCCUGCACCAACACCAAGGGCUCCUACUUCUGCAGUUGCGUCGAAGGCUACCAGCUCAACACGGAUAAGCAUUCCUGCAAAGCCAACAACCAUUCCAGCGCGUUCCUUAUCAUUUCCAACCGGCAUUCGAUACUGGUCGCCGACCUUAACGAGCAAGGCCUGGAAAGAGUACCGAUAAACGUGGAGAAUGUUGUCGCAACGGCCUCCAACAUGCACACCGGAACGAUCUUUUGGUCCGACAUGAAACUUAAGAAAAUAUCACGGUUGGACCGCGGUAGCGAGCCUCAGGUGAUCAUAUCCACCGGGUUGGACCUAGUCGAGGGCUUGGCAUAUGAUUGGGUCGGUGGAAAUAUCUACUGGUUGGACAGUAAACUGAACACUAUCGAGGUGGCCAAGGAAGAUGGCAGCGCAAGGACGACCUUGCUGAGUGGAAAUAUCACGCAGCCCAGAGGAAUGUGCCUGGACCCGGCGCCAACUGCUAAAUGGUUAUUCUGGACCGACUGGGGCGAGAACCCUCGGAUCGAGAGAGUCGGCAUGGACGGCACACAAAGGUUGGCCAUCAUUACGACCAAGAUAUAUUGGCCCAAUGGAUUGACUUUGGAUACCGCGACUCAGAGAGUGUACUUCGCCGACUCCAAGUUGGACUUCAUCGAUUUCUGCUAUUACAACGGAACGGGAAGACAGCAAGUUCUGGCGGGCAGUCACUACUUACUGCACCCGCAUUCGUUGACGCUCUUCGAAGACACGCUAUAUUGGACGGACCGCCAGUUGAAUAGAGUUCUCUCUGCUCACAAAUUCAAGGGAACGAACCAGACGGUUGUCUCGCAUCUGAUCUCACAGCCGCUCUCUAUUCACGUCCACCACCCAUCGCUUCAGCCGCAAUACCCAUCGCCGUGCAAAGGAAACACGUGUGAGCACCUGUGCCUACUCAGUCCGAACGAAACGGCCCCACAUACUUGCAUAUGCAAGCCUGGAUUCAAAUUGCUGCCUGACGGAAAAUGCAUUGAAGAGGAAUCCGCAUACUUGAUGGUUCUUAAGGGAUCUCAAAUUAUUGAUGUCUCCACUGACGGUUCCGGUAGAGCGGGACAACUUUCGCCAGUUGUAGGAAUCCAAGGUGGCGUACAACUGGACUACGACCGCCAAGGCCACAUGCUGUACUGGCUCCAGUCCAUAACUGGCGAUAGCGACGACGACGAGAACUGCACGAUCUACAGUAUGCCUUAUGGCGGUGGCAAUAAAGUCGAAUUCUUCGGACAGGACACGGGCAUCGUUGGGGCGCCUUCCGCCAUUGCGUUCGACUGGCUCGGAAGGAACUUGUUCAUGACGAACAGAGCCGCGAGCAACAUCGAGCUCAUACGCGUGGACGGCAAAGUUAAAUAUAGGACCAUUGUUUUCGCCAACGAUGGUAGCAAGCCGUCCAUUGCGAGACCACGGGGCAUAUGUUUAGAUCCAACGGAAGGAAAAAUAUAUUGGUCCGACGAAGGGGGGUAUGGAGUACCCGCGAAAAUCGGCAAAGUGAAUAUGGACGGAACGAAUCCCGUUAUUUUGGUUGACGUCAUAGAAAGACCAGAAGCUGUAGCGAUUGAUGUGGAAAAGAAAAUCGUGUACUUCAGCACGCAGUUCCCCGCUAGCAUCAAUAGUGUGAAUACUGAGGGUAACGAUAGAAAGACAAUUUUAACCGAAGCUAACGCCAUCUCGUACCCAAAGGUCAUCGCUGUACUAGACUCCCGCCUAUACGUGCUGGAUCCCCGACACGAAAAAAUCGUUAAGGCCGACCUUCCUAACGGCGACAACAUCAAAGUUAUCCUCGACAACGAAAGCGACCUGAAAUCGUUGACAAUAUUCCAAAAGAGAAAGAUGAUGCACCACCAUCCCUGCUCGUUGAACAACGGCGGCUGCGAACAGAUUUGCAUACCGAGCGAAGGAGGAUCCCGAAUUUGCUCCUGCUCCAUUGGCUAUAGGAAGGAAAAUGAGGUCAACUGUGUCCCAUACAAGACGUUCGCUGUCGUCUCGCAGUUGGACCUUAUCCGCGGCUACAGCUUGGAGAGCAGCGCCGAGGCGAUGGUGCCGGUGACCGGCCAGGGCCACCACAUCCUGCACGUGGACGUCCACUUCGCCGAUAACUAUAUCUACUGGGUCGAAUUCAACCGCGGCCAAUGGAACGGUAUAUUCCGCGUCCGGCCCAACGGCACCGAACUGGAACAUAUCAUCAAAGACGGAAUCGGCAGCAACGGCAUCAGAGGCCUGGCGGUCGACUGGGUCGCGGGUAACUUGUAUUUCACAAACGUGUUCCCGCACGAGAACUACGUUGAAAUGAGCUGGCUCGAUGGCUCCCAUAGGAAAGUACUCGUUAAGACGACGAUGGACGCUCCGAGAGAGCUCGCCGUCAAUCCGCUGAAGAGGCUUCUUUACUGGAUCGAUUACGGACAAUAUCCGCGAAUAGGUAAGGCAUACCUCGAUGGCAGCAACUGGCAGACUGUUGUUAGUUCUGGCAUUUCAAACCCCAGAGAUUUGACCAUUGAUAUGUUAACUCACGACGUCUACUGGGUCGAUUCCAAAUUGGAUCAAAUACAGAAGAUUUCAUACAACGGCGGCAACAGGCAAUUAAUCAGGUCGAACCUUCCUAAUCCUAUGGGCAUAGCGAUUCACACGGGAAGUGUUUACUGGGUAGAUAGGAAUCUUCAAACUGUAUAUAAGGCAUCCAAGUUGCCAGGAAAUAUGUCAAUGCCAGAAAAACUUAGAACCAAUCUGCCGAAAUUGAGGGAUAUUGUCAUAUUUGACGUGAACAAUCAGCCAACAGAUGACAACAAUCCUUGUCGAAAACUUGGCAACGGAGGCUGUGACCAACUGUGUUUUAGUUAUCCACCUGAAGCAAAUAAGGGUUACACACAUAGAUGCGAGUGUGCAACGGGACAAAUAUCGGCAACCAACCCUAAGAAAUGCGACGUUGUGGAUGAAUAUCUUGUGUUCACGACAAGAACCGAAAUCCGCGCCGUAAACUUAGAUCCCAAAUCAACGGGGGUACCGUUCAAACCCAUCGGCAAUUUGACCAAUGUCGUUGGCGUUGAAUUCGAUUAUGCCGAUAACAAACUCUUUUUCACCCAAAUCAGACCGUGGGCCCGAAUUGCGUGGAUGUCGUCACUGAAUCCGGACUCAUCGAAUAUUCAAAACAUUAUUAGUAAAAACAUAAAUCCGGAAGGAAUUUCUUACGAUUGGACCCAGAAGAAAAUUUAUUGGACUGACAGUUCGAAUAAUUCCAUCUACGCCAUGAAUCUUGACGGUACCGAGCUAGUUAUGAUCGCCAGGGUGGAACGCCCAAGAGCGAUCGUCGUUGAUCCCUGUAAUGGUACUCUUUAUUACACUGACUGGGGACGAUUCGGAACUUCGGGUAAGAUCUAUAGAACCACAAUGGCCGGAUCCCUUAAAAAGGCUAUUAUCGACAAAGAUUUAUCUCAGCCAAGCGGUUUAACAAUUGAUUUCGAAGAGAGUAUGCUUUACUGGACGGACGCUGUUCGAGAAAAAAUCGAAAGGUCGAAAAUGGACGGUUCGGAGAGGGAAGUUCUGAUAUCCGCAACCAUAUAUCCAUUCGCUAUCACUGUAUUCAGGAAUUUUAUCUACUGGACCGACUUGCAACUACGCGGCGUAUACCGUGCCGAAAAGCAUACCGGCGCCAAUAUGAUAGAGAUGGUUAAGCGUUUGGAAGACUCUCCAAGAGAUAUACACAUCUACAGUACGAGUAGACAGUUGUGUAAGAAAAACUCGUGCCUUAUAAGCAAUGGAGGCUGUGCGCAAAGCUGUCACCCCGCUCCCAACAAUUCCGUCGAAUGCAAAUGCGAUGACAAUACAAAACUGGUCAACGAGGGGCGCAUGUGCGUCGCGAAGAAUAUCAGCUGUGAUCCGAGCAAGUUCUUCUGCGCCAACGGCAAGUGCAUCAGCCGCAUGUGGUCCUGCGACGGCGACGACGACUGCGGAGACAACUCGGACGAGGACAAGAACUACUGCGCCUACCACUCGUGCUCGCCCAACGAGUUCCGCUGCAACAACGGCCGGUGCAUAUUCAAAUCGUGGAAAUGCGACCACGAGAACGAUUGCAAAGACGGUUCCGACGAAGAGGGAUGCAUAUACCCGCCGUGCGCCGAAGGAGAGUUCACUUGCCUCAACUCGCGCUGCAUUCCAAUGACCCAAGUUUGCAACGGAAUCAACGACUGCAAGGACAACAUAACGUCGGACGAAACGCACGAGCGCUGCCCGAGGAACACCACGUGCCCCGCAAACCACCUGAAAUGUGAAAAGACGAACAUAUGCGUGGAGCCAUACUGGCUGUGCGACGGCGACAACGACUGCGGCGACAACUCUGACGAGGAGCCGCUGCACUGCGCGCAGAGGACCUGCCCGCAGAACAGCUUCCGCUGCCCCAACCACCGCUGCAUCCCCGCCACCUGGUACUGCGACGGCGACGACGACUGCGGCGACGGCGCCGACGAGCCGCCCGAGUACUGCCGCUCUGAGGGGCGCACCUGCUUCGGGGACCUGUUCACGUGCGACAACGGCAACUGCAUCCCGCGCAUCUACAUCUGCGACGGGGACAACGACUGCCUCGACAACAGCGACGAGGACGACCGCCACCAGUGCAACGAGAGGAAGUGCGACCCCGAAACCGAGUACACCUGCGAGGAGAACAAGUUCUGGAACCGCGCCCAGUGCAUCCCCAAGAAGUGGGUCUGCGACGGCGACCCGGACUGCAUCGACGGCACCGACGAAAACUCCACCAUACACCACUGCUCGACGCCCACACCUUGCUCCGAGGACCAGUUCCAGUGCAACAACGGCAGGUGCAUCAACCAAGGCUGGGUUUGCGAUCACGACAACGACUGUGGAGACGGUUCCGACGAAGGCAAACACUGCAACACGCAAUACAAGCAGUGCACUGAUCAAGAAUUCAAAUGCCAGAACUUCAAGUGUAUCAGGAACCACUUUAGGUGUGAUGGUGAAGAUGAUUGCGGUGAUCACUCGGACGAAGUCGGGUGUGUUAAGGAUAAUAAGACGUGUCCCGCGGGUCAGUUUAAGUGCAAUAAUGAUCAGUGCAUCGAUAACCGCCUCGUAUGCAACAAGGUAUCUGAUUGUUCGGACGACUCCGAUGAGCCGGCUCAUUGUAACGUCGACGAGUGCGCCAAGUUAGAAAUCAACCAAUGCGGCCACAAAUGUAUUGACACUUUGACCGGAUAUUAUUGCGACUGCAACCAAGGCUAUAAACUGCUGGCUGAUGGAAAAGCCUGCGCUGAUAUAGACGAGUGCGUGGAAACGCCCGGUGUCUGUUCGCAGUACUGCUCCAACACUCCUGGUUCCUACUACUGUAAAUGUAACGAUCAAUAUUACGAAAGGGAAGCCGACGAGCGCACGUGUAAGAGAAAGGACAACAUGACAGCAUGGGUUAUAUUCACCAACAAGUAUUACGUGCGAAACAUGUCGACUGACGCUUCCCUAUACAACUUGGUGCACCAAGACUUGAUGAAUGUCGUCGCUAUUGAUUUCGAUAUCAAGGAGCAGAAGAUGUACUUCGCUGAUGUUUCCGCGAAAACGAUAUACAGAUCGGAUUAUUCAGAUCCUAAUCCGACGAAGGAAGUUGUAAUCAGACACGAUUCCCACGGGCUGGAAGGCAUCGCUAUUGAUUGGAUAGGUAGGAAGAUUUACUGGUUAGACCGCCAUUCAAAGAACCUAGACGUCGCUGAAUUAGACGGUACUAGAAGAAAGACUCUUAAGACUGGAAUAGCCGAUCCGCGUGCAAUUGUGGUACACCCUGGUACAGGAUACUUGUAUUACACGUCGUGGCAUCUACAAGCCUACAUUGGUAAGAUCGGAAUGGACGGCUCAAACUUCACGGCCAUAUUGAACUGGGAAGACGAUAUCGCCUGGCCGAAUGCACUCACCAUCGAUUACUUUACUGAUAGAAUAUACUGGGCCGACGCUCACUUGGAUUAUAUCGGUUCAGCGGACUUGGAAGGCCGUCAUAGGCAUGUAGUAUUGUCUGGCUCCAAGGUACCACACGUGUUUGCUCUGAGCUUAUUCGACGACGAAAUAUAUUGGACAGACUGGAACCUCAAAGCUAUUAGCAAAGCCAAUAAACAUUCUGGAGAAAAGCUUACUGUAUUAAGGAAUACUACUCACCGUCCUUAUGAUAUUCACGUAGUGCAUCCUUUGAGGCAGUUAACUUACCCUAAUCCUUGUGGAACAAAUAAUGGUGGCUGUUCUCACUUGUGUUUAAUUGCACCGCCUCACGAAUCCAGUUACUUGAACAUAGAAGGCUAUGGCGAAGAGGGUGCGACAACGUACAAAUGCGCCUGUCCCAACCAGUUCUACUUAUCAAGAGAUAUGAAAACAUGUAUCGCUAACUGUACAGAUGGUCAGCAUAGAUGUAACGGUAGGGACGAGAAAUGCAUACCAUGGUUUUGGAAAUGCGACGGUGAAAAAGACUGUAUGGAUGGUUCCGACGAGCCAGACACUUGCCCUGUCAGGCACUGCAGGGCCGGUUCCUUCCAAUGCAAAAACACUAAUUGCACACCCGCAGCGACCAUAUGCGAUGGUACUGACGACUGCGGUGACGGAAGCGAUGAAGCCGAGUGCCUACACGAGUGUCCUCUUCUAGAAUUUAAGUGCAAGACCAGCGGAAGGUGUAUACUGGACAGCUGGAAGUGUGACGGUGACACGGACUGCAAAGACAACAGCGACGAAGACCCCGCAAUGUGCCACAACAGACCGUGCAAUCCGGAUACGGAAUUCUCUUGCAAGAACGGCCGCUGCAUACCCAAGUUGUGGAUGUGCGACUUCGACAACGACUGCGGCGAUGACUCCGACGAGCCCGCGUAUAUGUGCCGCCAAAAGAACUGCACAACCGGAUGGCGGAGAUGUCCCGGACAGUCGAAUUACAGGUGCAUACCCAAGUGGCUGUUCUGCGACGGCAAGGACGACUGCAGGGACGGGUCCGAUGAGCUCCCGGAGAACUGCCCUAGUUGUAACGCGGAAACCGAUUUCACCUGCGAGAACAAACGCUGCAUACCGAAGCAGUGGCUGUGCGACUUCACCGACGACUGCGGCGACGGCAGCGACGAGGCCGAGUCGGUCUGCCAGCACAAGUACAGGGAGUGCUCCGAGUCCGAGUUCAAAUGCGGCAACGGCAAAUGCAUUUCGUCGCGAUGGCGCUGCGACCACGAGGACGACUGCGGCGACAACACGGACGAGUCCGACUGCGGCGGGUUCAAGUGCAACAACGGCACCUUCCAGUGCAAGUCCGGCCACUGCGUCGCCGCCUACUUCAGGUGCGACGGCGACAGAGACUGCAGAGAUUUAUCGGACGAAAUCGGGUGCCCGCCGCGGUACCCCGGCGGCAGAUACUGCCCCGAGAGCAGGUUCCAGUGUGCGAACAACCUGUGCGUGUCGCAGUCCGACCUGUGCGACGGGACGGACGACUGCGGCGACGGCUCGGACGAGGCGGCCUCCAUCUGCACCAACUUCAACUGCGACACAUUACGCCGAUUCCACUGCGACAAUCAUCGCUGCGUGCCAAGGUACCAGGUGUGCGACGGCGUGGACAACUGCGGCGACGGCUCGGACGAGAACAACAUGACGCUGUGCGCGUCGCGGCUGCGGCCGUGCGACCCGCUGGCGCAGUUCCAGUGCGCCAACCGGCGCUGCGUGGCGCGCGCCCAGCUCUGCGACCUGCGCGACGACUGCGGCGACGCCUCCGACGAGCUGGGCUGCCACUCCACCCGCGCCUGCGACGCCCGCUCCAAGGGCGGCUGCGAGCAGUUCUGCACCAACAUCACGACGCCCGCGGGCACGGCGGGCGGCUACAUCUGCACCUGCUUCCCGGGCUACAUCAUCGCCGCCGGCGACAGCAAGAAGUGCGUGGACGUGGACGAGUGCGUGGCCGGCACCCACCGCUGCAGCCACCUCUGCAACAACCUCAACGGCAGCUACAGCUGCGCCUGCCGCGAGGGCUUCCAGUUGGCCGACAACUUGUCCGGCGUCUGCAAAGCGAUCGAGGACGACGUCGUGCUGAUGUUCGCGAACGGGCCGGUGAUAAAAGCCUUCGACCAAAACAAGAACGAGGAGUUCGACGUCAUCAAUUCGGAGAAGAGGAUCGAGGCCAUCGAUUACGAUCCACAGCAGGAGAUGGUCUUCUGGGCGGACAGCUACGAGAAGACCAUAAAGCGGUCGUACAUGGUCAACGCUCUAGACGGACAAGUGAAGACUGGGUUCGCUCAGGAUUUGAACAUGAAGGGCAAUUCGAAACCGACCGCGAUAGCUGUAGACUACGUCGGGGACAAUUUGUACUGGACCGAGGCGGACAGGACGGGCUCGAAGCCGAGGGGCCGCGUCAUGGUGGCCAGGACCGACGGCAGAUAUAGGAGGGCGCUGGUUUCGGCCGGAAUCGAGAGCCCGACGUCUGUGGCGCUCGAUCCGCAGAUGGGGCGCAUGUUCUGGGCCGACGCCGGCUCCGCGCCCAAAAUAGAGAUCGCCUGGAUGGACGGCUCCAAGAGGCGGCCCGUCGUCACGGAGAACAUUAGGCACCCCACGGGCUUGGCCAUCGACCACGCCAUGGACCACGCGAUAUACUGGGCGGACACCAAGCUCAACACGAUCGAGAUGAUGCGGCACGACGGCUCCAACAGGAAGGUGAUCCUGAAGGGCGACAUGCUCAAGCAUCCCCUCUCGCUGGACGUGUUCGAGUCGUCGCUCUAUUGGGUGACGAGGGACACGGGCGAGCUCGUGAAACAGGACAAGUUCGGAAGGGGGGUGCCGUUCGUCAUCUCCAAAGAUCUAGUCAAUCCAUCGGCUGUGAAAGUGUACCACCCGCGGCGCUACAACUCGACGGGCGCGCAGCGCGCGGCCUGCUCGCGGCUGCCGUGCUCGCACCUGUGCCUGGCCGUGCCCGCGGGCCGCCGCUGCGCCUGCCCCGACCAGCAGCUGCCGCCGAAGCGCGCGGCGCAGCAGCUGGCCUGCGACGCGCCGGUGGAGGGGCCGCGCGCGCUGCCGCUGGCCUGCCCCUGCCGCAACGGCGGCUGGUGCGAGCCCGCCGAGCCCGCCGUCGGCGACGAGCCGCGCUGCCGCUGCCGCGCGCCGCUGCUGCCGCCGCGCUGCGAGGCGCCCUCGCCGCCUUGCCAAGCCGCCGCGCACGUGCUGCUGCCCGCGCUGCUGGCCGCCGCGCUGGCGCUCGCCGCCGCCGCCGCCGCCUUCUUCGUCAUCCGCAAGCGGCCCUUCGGCAAGGGCGUGGGGCUGGGCAGCCUGGCCUCCUCGCAGAGCGUGUCCUUCCGCGCCGGCUCCAACGUGGAGUUCGGGGGCGUGGGCGGGGCGGGGGCUGCGGCGGGGGCGGGGGCGGGGGCGGACGCGUACGCGCUGCACGAGCCCCGCGCCGGCCGCGACUUCAGCAACCCCAUGUACGACGCCGUGGUCAGGACGCACCCCGACGUCGAGCCCGCACUGCCCGGCAUCUACGAGGUGCCCGAGGAGGUGAAGGAGAAGGUGGGCUCGGCGGUGCUGUCGCCCUCGUCGAGCGAGACGGCGACGGCGCUGGCGGGGGCGGGCGCGGGCGCGGGGGGCAAGCGCGCGCUCGACCCCGCCGCCGACCUCGGCCGCGACACGCAGCGCCUCGUCAGAGAGGACCGCCACGACCACGACGCCGACUGC
Messenger RNA from Iphiclides podalirius (scarce swallowtail), 13869 nucleotides. Lineage: Eukaryota; Metazoa; Arthropoda; Insecta; Lepidoptera; Papilionidae. The record is from the annotation of a GenBank genome assembly.